Messenger RNA from Rotaria socialis, 1848 nucleotides. Lineage: Eukaryota; Metazoa; Rotifera; Eurotatoria; Philodinida; Philodinidae. The record is from the annotation of a GenBank genome assembly.
AUGACCACAUUUGCUCGCCCGUCAUUGCUUGAUAAUCGGUAUUCAGAUAUUGCCGAGACUAGUGUAUUCACCUACGAUGAUGAUGAUCUUGUCAAUUAUGCUGAUUUUCUGCGAAAACAUGGACGUUAUAUGACAAAAGGUGGUUAUGUUGAUUCAUCCCGACGCGUCCGUUCACUCCAUCGACAACAAGACGAUUCAAUUUUAUCUCAACAUCCAACGGCACCAUCGAGAGGUGGUUUACUUGCGGCUAUUAAUAAAUCGCAGAUAUCAUCAGCAUCAGCACCUCCGAUAACAACACAAAAAAAAGUCAAGCAACCUACUGGAAAUGAAUUACCUUCGGUUAUAGCUAUUUCGAAAAGUCUCGAAAAUAAAAAGAAAGAAUAUGAUAAACAAAUGAGACUUAUCGAGGAACAAAUGAUUAAAUCUAAACAAACUGAACGUGAAGGAAAACGUGUAGAAGGUGAUGUUAAAAAGGAGCAACGCCAUUUGCAUCAUACACUAAAAGAACUCGAUAUUGAUGCAACGAAGAAGCAUUUUGAAGCUGAAAAAAGUCUGUCGAAAAACCUUGAAGAAAAGGAUAGAAUUGAAAGAGAUUUUGCUAAAAAAAAGGAGCAGUAUAGUGAAACACCUUCUCAAAAAUCGUCAAAUUUCUUUCCGAAUAUAAACGAGUCAACACAACUUGGUGAAUGUCUUGUCAAAAGUGAUUUCAAUCGGCAAACAAAACUACGAACGGACCAUACGAUUAUUGCAUUGCAAACUAGUAAAGAGAAAGAUCGUCAUAAUAUAAUUGUUUGUAAUGAUCUUGCACGAAAAUAUCGAACAAAGGCAAGUGAACUGGAAAGUAAACAUCAACAAUUAACUCAACUCCAUUCCGAUUUUGAACAUAAAGUUCAUCAAAAAGAAUUAGAGGAAAAUCGUGUUAAAAAAGAAUUAGGUGAAAUAGCAAUGGCACUUAAUUUAGAAGCCCAAAAAGCUCAAAGUGACAUGAGUCAAUUUGUAAAUAUUAUGAGUCGCGAUCGAACUCAAACAAUUAAACAUGAUCUUCACGAACAACAAAAAUUCGAAGAACGACUCAAUCAAACAAGCAUUCAUGUAAAAAACUAUGAUCUUGAAAGACGACGUCUCUCAGCUGAUGCCACACUUCACCGUUCAAUGCUUGAUCUUAAACAACGUGAAGCUCUGCGUCGAAUUGUGGAUACAAAAAAUCGAUUGGAAGUAAUCUAUACUAAGCAACGAGAAUUAAAUCAAAAUGCAGCUAUUGCUGAACAAGAUCGACGUGCAGCUGAAUUGAUGAUGAAAAUGGCGGAUAUUGAAAAUCGUCGAACAAAUUUAAUGAAUCAUUAUUUGCGCGAGAAAACUGAAAAAAGCGAAGAACGCGAAAUUAUCGGAUCAACAAAAGCGAAAGUACGUUAUGCUGAACAUGAAACACAGCUACAUGAAGAUCAUUUGCGACAUUUUCAAAAAACUGUAGUUAAAAAUGAAGAAGUUGAACACGAUUUACGUAAGUCAGUCAAAGAAGCAGAUUUUGAACGACGUAAAAAAGAACAAGAAGUACAACGAUUACAAGAAGAAAUAGUUCGUAAAAAGCGAUUAGAUGCCAUUCGUAUUCGCGAAGAAAUAUCUAAAGCUGAACAUGACGAGCAAGAAUUGGAACAACAAUUUAUUAAAGAAAAAUCUAAAUUAGAUAAACUGCACACACAAUGUGAAGAUAAUUAUUUUCGGUUAUUAAAACAACGAGAACAGAUACGCGAAAACAAGAUGUUAUUACAAAUACAUGAGCGUGAGCAUGAACGUCUUUUACGUGUUAAUGCUCGUUCAAAAUCCUUACAAUCUCUCAAUAAUAUAUAA